CGGCCGAACCCGCAGCCCUUCCCCCGGCCAUCCCGGCCGGCCCGGCCCCCGGGGAGCGCGGGGCAGCGCCCGGGGGCGGCGGCGGCAUCACCAUGGGCCGGCCGGGCAGGGUGCUGCGGCUGCUGGCGCUGCUGGAGCUGCCCUGCUGCCUGCUGGAGCUGCUGCUCGGGGAGGCGGCCCGCGGGCAGGAGAUGUACGCGCCCCACUCCAUCCGGCUGGAGGGGGACAUCACCCUGGGCGGCCUCUUCCCCGUGCACGCCAAGGGCCCCCCGGGCUCUCCCUGCGGGGACAUCAAGAAGGAGAACGGCAUCCACAGGCUGGAGGCGAUGCUCUACGCCCUGGACCAGAUCAACAGCGACCCGGACCUGCUGCCCAACGUGACGCUGGGCGCCCGCAUCCUGGACACCUGCUCCCGGGACACCUACGCGCUGGAGCAGUCCCUCACCUUCGUCCAGGCGCUCAUCCAGAAGGACACCUCCGACGUGAGGUGCACCAACGGCGAGCCGCCCGUCUUCGUCAAGCCGGAGAAAGUAGUUGGAGUGAUCGGGGCAUCGGGAAGUUCCGUGUCCAUUAUGGUGGCCAACAUCCUCCGGCUGUUCCAGAUCCCACAAAUCAGUUAUGCCUCAACUGCACCAGAGUUGAGCGAUGACAGGCGCUAUGAUUUCUUCUCACGGGUGGUUCCUCCAGAUUCCUUCCAAGCACAAGCAAUGGUGGACAUUGUGAAAGCUUUGGGAUGGAAUUAUGUAUCCACUUUGGCAUCUGAAGGGAAUUAUGGAGAAAAAGGAGUCGAGUCCUUCAUGCAAAUUUCCAGAGAGGCAGGUGGGCUCUGCAUCGCCCAGUCCCUGAAGAUCCCCCAGGACCGCAAGGACAAGAGCAUCGACUUCGACAGGAUCAUCCGGCAGCUGCUGGAGACGCCCAACGCCAGGGCCAUCGUCAUCUUCGCCAACGACGAGGACAUCAGGCAGAUCCUGGCGGCCGCCAAGAGGGCGGAUCAGGUGGGACAUUUCCUGUGGGUGGGCUCGGACACGUGGGGCUCCAAGGUGAGCCCGCUGCUGCAGCAGGAGGACGUGGCCGAGGGAGCCAUCACCAUCCUGCCCAAGAGAGCCACCAUCGAGGGCUUUGACACCUAUUUCACCUCUCGCACCCUGGAGAACAACAGGAGGAACGUGUGGUUUGCAGAGUACUGGGAGGAGAACUUCAACUGCAAGCUGACCAUCACUGGCUCCAAGAAGGAGGACACGGACCGGAAAUGCACAGGGCAGGAGCGCAUCGGGAAGGACUCGCCCUACGAGCAGGAGGGGAAGGUGCAGUUCGUGAUCGACGCCGUGUACGCCAUGGCCCACGCCCUGCACCACAUGAACCGCGACCUGUGCGCCGACAGCGCCGGGCUGUGCCCCGAGAUGGAGCACGCGGGGGGCAAGAGGCUGCUCAAGUACAUCCGCAGCGUCAACUUCAACGGCAGUGCUGGCACUCCAGUGAUGUUCAACAAGAACGGGGACGCCCCGGGGCGCUACGACAUCUUCCAGUACCACAGCAGCAACACCAGCACGCCCGGCUACCGCCUGGUGGGCCAGUGGACAGACGACCUGCAGCUCAACGUCGAGGAGAUGCAGUGGGGAGGAGGGGUGCGUGCCGUGCCCCCCUCGGUGUGCAGCCAGCCGUGCCGGCCGGGCGAGAGGAAGAAGAUGGUGAAGGGGAUGCCGUGCUGCUGGCACUGCGAGCUGUGUGACGGCUACCAGUACCAGGCCGACGAGGUCACCUGCCUGCUGUGCUCCUACAACGAGCGGCCCAACGAGAACCGCACCGGCUGCCGCUCCAUCCCCAUCAUCAAGCUGGAGUGGCACUCGCCCUGGGCCGUCAUCCCCGUCUUCCUGGCCAUGCUGGGCAUCGUCGCCACCAUCUUCGUCAUGGCCACGUUCAUCCGCUACAACGACACGCCGAUCGUGCGGGCCUCGGGCCGCGAGCUCAGCUACGUGCUGCUGACCGGCAUCUUCCUGUGCUACAUCAUCACCUUCCUGAUGAUCGCCAAGCCCGACGUGGCCGUGUGCUCCUUCCGCAGGAUCUUCCUGGGGCUGGGCAUGUGCAUCAGCUACGCGGCCCUGCUGACCAAGACCAACCGCAUCUACCGCAUCUUCGAGCAGGGCAAGAAGUCGGUGACCGCGCCCCGGCUGAUCAGCCCCACCUCGCAGCUGGCCAUCACCUCCAGCCUCAUCUCCGUCCAGCUGCUGGGGGUCUUCAUUUGGUUUGCAGUUGACCCGCCCAACAUCAUCAUAGAUUAUGAUGAGCAGAAAACUAUGAACCCCGACCAGGCCAGAGGAGUUCUCAAGUGUGACAUUACGGAUCUACAGAUCAUUUGUUCCUUGGGUUAUAGCAUUCUGCUCAUGGUGACGUGCACUGUGUAUGCCAUCAAGACUCGGGGGGUCCCAGAGAAUUUUAAUGAAGCCAAACCCAUUGGAUUCACUAUGUACACUACCUGUAUAGUAUGGCUUGCCUUCAUUCCAAUAUUUUUUGGCACUGCCCAGUCAGCCGAAAAGCUCUACAUCCAAACCACCACGCUCACCAUCUCCAUGAACCUGAGCGCGUCGGUGGCGCUGGGGAUGCUCUACAUGCCCAAGGUUUACAUCAUCAUCUUCCACCCCGAGCUCAACGUGCAGAAGCGCAAGCGCAGCUUCAAGGCGGUGGUGACGGCGGCCACCAUGUCCUCGCGCCUGUCGCACAAGCCCAGCGACCGGCCCAACGGCGAGGCCAAGACCGAGCUCUGCGAGAGCGUGGACCCCAGCAACUCUAUACCACCAGUAAGAAAGAGUGUUCAAAAGUCUGUUACUUGGUACACUCUCCCACCUACUGUAUAGCUUUUGCCUGCUUUCCAAAAAGGCCCUGCUGCAAAAAAGAAGUACGUGAGCUACAACAACCUGGUGAUCUAGGCCCAGCUGCCGUGGGGCGCGGGCCACGAGCCCACCCGCCUCGCUGAGCUCCCCGCACGGGGCCCCGGGGCCCGGGCACGGGGGAGGCGAGAGGAGCCCGGCUCCAGGCCGCUCCCGGGAUCUCCUCCAUCGCUGCCGGCUCCGCACGGCGCUGGCCUGGCCGUGGCCUCGGGGCCGCCAUGGCCUUGGAGCCACCGUGGCCUUGGGGCCUCUCCAGCCUUGGGGCCUCUCCAGAUUUGGGACCACCGUGGCCUUGGGGUUGCCAUGACCUUGGGGCUGCCAUGGCCAUGGAGCCACCAUGGCCUUGGGCCUGCUCCGGCCUUGGGCCUGCUCCGGCCUUGGGGACGCCAUGGCCUUGGGGCUGCUCCGGCCUUGGGCCUGCUCCGGCCUUGGGGCCGCCGUGGCCUUGGGGCUGCUCUGGCCUUGGGGCCUCUCCAGCCUUGGGGCCACCAUGGCCUUGGGGCCACCAUGGCCUUGGGGCCGCCGUGGCCCUGGAGCUGCUCCGGCCUUGGGGCCGCCGUGGCCGCGCCUCAGGAGCGGCUCCCUGGGCCGGCUGCGCUCGGCUGCUCUGGACUCUAAGGGGCUAAUUCUGUCUUUCUAUGUACUUCCAGACUGCAAGUUUUUGAACUCUCUGUACAGUUUGUGAGGAUUUUUGCAUAUUGCCAUCCAUGUUGUUCCGAGGUCACUGUUUGUUUUUUGGAUGCACAGUUUCAUUGAGGCCCUGUGCUCUCGGCACCUCUCAAACCAACCGACAACUGAGGAUCUGAGACCUGUGUACAUGACUUGUAUUAUUAUUCUUGUAUCACUGCAAUCCAUAUACCUUAUUUUUUUUAACUAAACAAACAAACAAAAAAAGAAUUUAAAGACCAAAAACUGUGCUGGCGAAGUUUGUCCCCCCCCUUCACACCUCCGAUGGGCUGCAGAGGAAGCAGGAAAGAUUUUUGCUGAGUUUUAGUAGAGGUCUUGAUCUUUGGAAUGCAUGCCAGUAAUGUAUUUUAUGGUACAUGUUAAUAAUUUAUGUUUGAUAUUUGUAUUUGUGUUCUACUUUGUUCUUUUCUUUAAGGUAUAUGACUAUUUUGCAAUAAUUUCAAUGAUUCUUAGGAUAUUUGGAAGAAAGAAUAUGGCUUUUACAUGUCUUGAGGUUUUUCUUUGUUGAUGCCCCACCAUGAUUGACCAGUGUGAUAAGGACUUACAGAAGCAUGUAUGUUUUCUACUGUUUGUAAUAAGUAAUUUCGUUAAUCUUGCUGCUUAUGUGCCAAUUUAGUGAAACCAAUCUUUGCCGCAACCUCCUCCCUCCCUUUCCAUUCUCUCGAUCCUGUGAUAUUAUCCAAGAAUGUAUCAAUAAAGGAUUUUGGUUAACUUUU
This is a messenger RNA of Vidua chalybeata, 4288 nucleotides long. RefSeq names its product glutamate metabotropic receptor 7 (gene GRM7). The record is from RefSeq and is a predicted model, not a curated record. The transcript is spliced from 11 exons. NCBI's taxonomy places the organism in Eukaryota, Metazoa, Chordata, Aves, Passeriformes, Viduidae. The coding region runs from base 93 to 2852 and encodes 919 amino acids. Gene Ontology annotation, biological process: G protein-coupled glutamate receptor signaling pathway; regulation of synaptic transmission, glutamatergic. Gene Ontology annotation, molecular function: group III metabotropic glutamate receptor activity. Gene Ontology annotation, cellular component: membrane.